AGAGCUCCAGCCCCGGGCAGUGUGGACAUCCCCAAGAUCUGCCGUAUCUGUUACACGGUAAUUGUUUGUGUUCACCUACCUCACUGGCUGUAUGUAAUCAAAGGGUCUCAGCCCGUUCGUGCUACGCCAUUGAUCUGUUUGAUGGCGUCAUCAAAAUCGUCGAUAUAAACCUGUCUUUUCCGUGCUAAUGGUGAGUACCGUCUGCAUCGCAACAUCGACAUGGCGGCGGUAGCGGUAGCAAUAGCACGGCAGCCUGACAUCCAGUACACGCCGGAGCUCAACAAGUACGAAGCGCGGGUGAAGCGCAGGCUUGCAGGCGAGGCGGCUCUUGCGACCAAAACCCUGCCUACAGGCUUCCCGCAACAGUUAAAGUCAGAUUUGGUGUGGGAGGGAGCCUCCAUUCCAAGAGAAUAUGACUGGAACUUUGUCCUGAAACCCGAGCAUAUCGAGGAACUAGAACAUGCCCUCGAACAUUUUAAAUCUUUGAAUAAGCCACUUGGCUACAUUGACCAGUCGACUUUUCCUCUACCGAAACUGCACUCUGAGCUUCGUGGAAUCUCACAUGAACUGCAUUUCGGCCAUGGGUUCAAAGUUGUCAGGGGCGUUCCCGUCACGCGAUAUGGCCGGGAGGACAACAUCAUCCUUUAUGCUGGCCUUUCCUCGCACAUUGCUCCUCUACGAGCACGCCAAGACAGUCGCUAUAACGGUGAGCCAGCGGAUGUAGUUCUCAGUCACAUCAAAGAUCUUAGCGCAAGCAAGGAGAAGGCCAGCAUUGGUGCCCCCGCUUACACCGCCGACAAGCAAGUGUUCCAUACCGACACCGGCGACAUUGUCUCGUUGUUUUGCCUGAGCCCGGCCGCUGAAGGAGGCAAAAGCAGGCUGGCAAGCACUUGGCGAGUCUACAAUGAAUUGGCCGCAACCAGGCCCGACCUCAUUGAGACGCUAUCCCAGGACUGGAUCGCCGAUAACUUUGGGAACUCUGAGCAACCUUUUAUAGCCAAACCCCUUCUGUUUCAUCAACCGGCCACAGCCCAGACCCCUGAGCGCGUCCUCUUGCAAUAUGCUCGAAGAUACUUCACGGGGUUUGGAGCCCUACCCCGUUCAACGGCAAUCCCGCCGAUCACAGAAGCACAAGCUGAAGCACUAGAUGCAAUCCACUUCCUCGGAGAGCGCUUCAACGUUGAGCUGGAUUUUCAACAAGGCGAUAUCCAGUACGUGAAUAAUUUGGCGGUUUUCCACGCUCGUGACGGUUUCAAGGACACCGAAGAGCGCCAACGCCACCUCGUUCGCCUCUGGCUUCGCGACCCGGAAUAUUGUUGGGAGACACCGAACGCUUUGAAAUCGAAGUGGGCGCAAUUGUACCAUGGCGUGACCCCGGAUAGGCAGGUCUUCCCGUUGGAGCCGUAUGUGCGAAGCGCUAGUAAUGGAUCUCUGAAGGCCACUCAAUAGAACAUCGCUCAUUGACGGCCCUUCAACGCAUGGCACUUCGGCGAUGCCACCAUCAUAGGUUGAUUUGGCGGAGCAACAG
Cladophialophora immunda is the source of this 1528-nucleotide messenger RNA. RefSeq lists its product as uncharacterized. The record is from RefSeq and is a predicted model, not a curated record. The transcript is spliced from 3 exons. Bases 220 to 1449 code for a protein of 409 amino acids. NCBI's taxonomy places the organism in Eukaryota, Fungi, Ascomycota, Eurotiomycetes, Chaetothyriales, Herpotrichiellaceae. Gene Ontology annotation, molecular function: oxidoreductase activity.